Molecule: messenger RNA, 2439 nt
Organism: Cyclopterus lumpus (lumpfish)
Lineage: Eukaryota; Metazoa; Chordata; Actinopteri; Perciformes; Cyclopteridae
Gene: nfe2l2a
Product: nuclear factor, erythroid 2-like 2a
Exons: 5
Coding region: 250-2064 (604 amino acids)
Biological process (GO): regulation of transcription by RNA polymerase II; cellular response to oxidative stress
Cellular component (GO): nucleus
Molecular function (GO): RNA polymerase II cis-regulatory region sequence-specific DNA binding; DNA-binding transcription factor activity, RNA polymerase II-specific
Source: RefSeq, a predicted model, not a curated record
ACACAGCUCUCACCGCCUCAUAGGCCGGCGUGAGGGGGACGAUCCCGGCGCCUCAGCGCGGUGGGCAGGGCCAUCAUCUCCGUAAUGUUCAUUAGAUUUAAGGGAAGCAAUGUUUCUCUCCGCUCAGCUGCGACGACGGACUCUAUCGGCUUCGGACCUCUCGCCAUUUUAAUCUGCCAUCUGAAGGAAUAACACACACAUUUAACAAUCAUAAGGCGUCUCUUCGCGGCCAGACACAGCUCCACGGUGAUGGACAUGGAGGUGAUGCAUUCCAGUCAACAGGACAUGGACCUGAUUGACAUAUUGUGGAAGCAGGACAUCGAUCUCGGCGCCAGGCGUGAGGUGUUUGACUACAACCACCGUCAGAAAGAACAUGAGCUGCGGAGACAGCGGGAGCUAGAAGAAGAGAAGAGGCAGCAUCAGCUCCGGGAGCAGGAGAAGGCCCUGUUGGCACAGCUACAGCUCGACGAGGAAACGGGAGAGUACAUACCCCGCCCGCCUCCCAGCGCCCCACUGCAGUCGACCGCCACACCUCUAGAGGUUACAAAGAAUGUCAGCUUCACAGAAGAGAACGAGGAUGCCAUGUCAUUUGAUGAAUGUCUGCAGCUACUUGCAGAGACAUUUGCUGUAGAGGAAACUGAGAACACCUCUGUUUGCCUGGACACAACUGCUGUUGCAGCACCCAUGAUGUCCCCUGAGCAGACAGUUCUGCCUCCUGCUUCCCUCACCCCAGGUCCACCACCACCACCACAGAGGAUGUCCCCAGAUUUGGAGCAGGCCUGGAUGGAGCUUUUGUCCCUCCCUGAGCUGCAGCAAUGCCUGAACCUGCAAAUGGAAGACACACUGGAGACCACAACGUAUCCUCUUCCAAACAGCUCGGAAGUGCAGAAUCCAAACUACACAUUUUACCCCAUGAAUCACACAGACGGGGAAACAAACACAAAUGUUUGUCCUGCACAGUUUAUGAAUACAUUCGAUGGCUCUGUUCCCAACAUGGCCCCACCAGACAAUCCCAGCCAGAUGAAGGAGAAAGCUCCUCAGUUAAAUGCUAACUUCACUGCAGAAAGUUUCUGCGACUUGUUUUACCCCAGCGCCGUUCUGGAAGAGAGCAGUGGCCUUGAAGGAAGUGAAAGUAAAGCCAAGUCUGAUAUCUCAAACAAGCCUCCCUUCACACCGGUGGACCUUUACAGCCUCUCAUCUGGAGAUGCAUUUGACAGAGGGAAACCGAAUCCGACGGCAGAAAUGCCAGACUCAGAUUCAGGAAUCUCUUCAAACACAAGCCCAAAUGCGAGUUCCCCUGGGAAGUCUUCGCAUGGAGAUGAGUCCUUUGGUUUCAGCGAUUCGGACAUGGAGGAGCUGGACCACAACCCGGGAAGUGCAGAAUCUGACUACUCAGACAUGUUCUCACUAAAUUUCCAACCUGAUCAUCUUCAACCGGCAAUUUCUCUAUUCGCGGCGAUGGGGCAGCCACAACAGCGGCAGGAAAAGAAUCCCAGACAACACAAGACCGAUCCGGCCGAGGAGAGCGGUCACGACAACACCCCGUUCGCCAAAGACAAGCAGAAGAAACGCUCGGAAAAGCGUCUCUCCAGAGACGAGCAGAGGGCCAAGGCCCUCAAAAUCCCUUUCACCGUCGACAUGAUUACCAAUCUGCCGGUUGACGACUUCAACGAGAUGAUGUCGAAGCACCAACUGAACGAGGCCCAGCUCGCCCUGGUCAGAGACAUACGCCGACGCGGCAAAAACAAGGUGGCGGCCCAGAACUGCCGCAAACGCAAGAUGGAGAACAUAGUGGGUCUCGAGAGCAACCUGGACUCACUGAAGGAUGAUAAGGAGCGUCUGCAGAGCGAGAAGAGCCAGAACAUCACAAACCUGAAGGAAAUGAAGAAGCAACUCAACAGCUUGUACCUGGAGGUCUUCAGCAUGCUGAGGGACGAGAAGGGGAACUCCUACUCGCCCUCCGACUACUCCCUCCAGCAGUCGACUGACGGCAGCGUCUUUCUAGUCCCUCGCAUCAAAAAGACUUUUAUCAAGAGCGAAGACAACCUCCUAUCGCCUUUGUAAUAUGGUACUGCAUUAUCACGGUAAUACUAUGCAAUAACUUUCUUGUUGUUCCGCUUUAAAGCAUUAAUAGCUCUGCAGAACUAUUGUAUAGUUUCUGCGCACUUCUCUUGAAUGUUGGAAUAUUUUUGAUAUUUUACUGCUUUUGUACUCAGAUUCCUGACACAGAUUCUUUAACCGAUAUUGUUUGUAAAUAUAUACAUGACUUGCUUUUGAGAUUGAUAAAACUGUUACUGUAUGCGUGUAUAUAUUGUAUAUAUCAUAUUUCUGAUUGUUUCAAUCAUUGUUACUCAUAUUUUAUAACUGUCCCUGUAUGAUUUGCUGCCCAAGCUCUUUUAUAAAAUCUUGACUUCUUUCAAUAAAGUAUUCCUAUAGCUA